AUGUGUCCAUAUUUUUUUCUUCUUUAUCUACAUUUACAUUCAAAUUCCUCUCCUUAUCCAGACCACAAUUCUAGAAAUUGGCUGUCAAGCGUUGUGAAGACAGAUAUGGAAGAUAAAUAUCUUUUUCCCCCCCGCCUUUCUCUUUUCGAUUUGUCCUUUCUUUUACUUUUCUUUAUUCACCAUUUCUUUUUCAUCUUUCUGUUUCUUUUUCUUUAUUCUUUUUUCUUUUUCUUUCUCUGCUUGCUUUUUUUCCCCUUCUUUUUCUUUUUCCUUCUCUUUCCCCUUUUCUUUUUCCUCAUCUUUCCCUUUUACUUUUUCCUCAUCUUUUCUUUUUCCUCAUCUUUUCUUUUUCCUCAUCUUUUCUUUUUUCUCCCCUUUUCUUUUUUUCCUUUUCUUUUCUUUUUUCCAUUUUUUUUUUUUUCCCCUUUUCCUCCCCCUUUUUUUCCUCUUCUUUUUUCCUCCCUUUUUUUCAUCCCCUUUUCUUUUUCAUCCCCUUUUCUUUUUCAUCCUCUUUUCUUUUUGCUCCUCUUUUCCUUUUUCACCUCUGUUCCCUUUUCUUUUUCUUCCUCUUUCCCCUUUUCUUUUUUCUCCUCUUUUCUUUUUUCUCCUCUUUUCUUUUUUCUCCCCUUUUCUUUUUCCUCUUCUUUUCUUUUUCCUCUUUUCUUUUUCCUCUUCUUUUCUUUUUCCCUUCUUUUCCUUUUCCUCUUCUUUUCCUUUUUCUCUUCUUUCCCUUUUCUUUUGCCCCCUUUUUUCCUCCUUUUCUCUUUUUCUUCCUCUUUUACUUUUUCUUUUUCCUCUUCAUUUGCUUUUACCUCCUUUUUUCCUUUUUCUUAUGCAUCCCCUUUCCUUUUUCUUUUUUUUCCUCUUUUCCCUUCUUCCUCCUCCUCUUUUCUGUUCACCUUCUCCCUUUUUUCUCCUCCUUAUAAUAAUUCUUUCUCCUGCUAUUUCUUCACAUUCUUUUCCUUUCUCCUUUUCUUUAUUCUUUCUCAUUCUUCUUCUUUUACCAACUCUUUCAUUUUCUUUCCUCAUCCUUUUCUAAUUCUUUCUCUUUCUGCAUUUUUUCCUUCUCCUUUUUCCCAAAAGAAUGAAAAAUGA
Acanthosepion pharaonis is the source of this 1095-nucleotide messenger RNA. The record is from the annotation of a GenBank genome assembly. NCBI's taxonomy places the organism in Eukaryota, Metazoa, Mollusca, Cephalopoda, Sepiida, Sepiidae.